Leguminivora glycinivorella is the source of this 2064-nucleotide messenger RNA. RefSeq lists its product as uncharacterized. NCBI's taxonomy places the organism in Eukaryota, Metazoa, Arthropoda, Insecta, Lepidoptera, Tortricidae. Gene Ontology annotation, cellular component: nucleus. The record is from RefSeq and is a predicted model, not a curated record. Gene Ontology annotation, biological process: transcription by RNA polymerase II; transcription initiation at RNA polymerase III promoter. The transcript is spliced from 3 exons. The coding region runs from base 60 to 545 and encodes 161 amino acids.
CAGCUGUUGCAUUCUUGGUGUUUGUAUUUUGCUCGUACUAAACCCAACACGACACAAAAAUGGUCCAGAGAACCGUGUACUCGCGCAUCAGCGUUCGUAUAGCUGAGGAAAAACAGCUCUUAUCAGAGGAGAAAUGGAUCAUCAACGCCCUUACCAAAGUUCGCAAGGAGCGUAACCGUUUACAGAUUGAUAGACUAGAACUAGAAAACCAAAAGAUGCAGCUAAUGAAACGGGCGCGGUCGCAAGCGACACCGACGCGGCCCGAGACGCCAUCCGAGAAAGUCAUGAAGAUGAUGAACUCGGCCACCACCAGUGCUGCGAUCCCGGAUCUUGAGGACCUCGCUCAUGAGAUCAGCAAAGAAGCGCUUUGCAAUGAGCAGGAGCUCAAUCUUACUGUCACUAAUCCUAUAUUGAGUCUCAAUUACAACAAUAUGGUGGAAGAGGAAGUAGACUCAGAUGGCUCGGACGAUGCUGACAGAGUGUUACUGGACAUGAACAUGUUCAUGAAUGGUGACCCUUAUGGGAAACCUACAAAGAACAAAUAGUAUCUCUAUAGUACUUUAGUUAUGUAGUUUAAGGGAUUGGUCUUUAGAGCUUGUGCAGUGCUAAGGAAUAUGCCUGUAGAGGUCAUUAUUUUAAACAAUGUUGUACUUUUUUAAUUCGGUUAUUCAAGAAAUUUUAAAAGACUUGUGUCUCAUGUUUCAUAGGAUAAUUGCAUCAUUGAAGUCUAUUGUGGGAUAUGGGUUAAUUUGUGUGGAUGCCUACAGAUGUUAAUUCCCGUGGAUGCCUGCAGAUGUUAAUCCCUGUGGAUGCCUGAAGAUGUUUAAUUCCUGUGGAUGCCUGCAGAUGUUAAUUCCUGUGGAUGCCUGCAGAUGUUAAUUCCUGUGGAUGCCUGCAGAUGUUAAUUCCUGUGGAUGCCUACAGAUGUUAAUUCCUGUGGAUGCCUGCAGAUGUUAAUUCCUGCGUAUGCCUGCAGAUGUUAAUUCCUGUGGAUGCCUACAGAUGUUAAUUCCUGUGGAUGCCUGCAGAUGUUAAUUCCUGUGGAUGCCUACAGAUGUUAAUUCCUGUGGAUGCCUGCAGAUGUUAAUCCCUGUGGCUGCCUGAAGAUGUUUAAUUCCUGUGGAUGCCUGCAGAUGUUAAUUCCUGUGGAUGCCUGCAGAUGUUAAUUCCUGUGGAUGCCUGAAGAUGUUAAUUCCUGUGGAUGCCUACAGAUGUUAAUUCCUGUGGAUGCCUUGCAGAUGUUAAUUCUUGUGUAUGCCUGCAGAUGUUAAUUCCCGUGGAUGCCUACAGAUGUUAAUUCCCGUGGAUGCCUGCAGAUGUUAAUCCCUGUGGAUGCCUGAAGAUGUUUAAUUCCUGUGGAUGCCUGCAGAUGUUAAUUCCUGUGGAUGACUGCAGAUGUAAAUUCCUGUGGAUGCCUGCAGAUGUUAAUUCCUGUGGAUGCCUACAGAUGUUAAUUCCUGUGGAUGCCUGCAGAUGUUAAUUCCUGCGUAUGCCUGCAGAUGUUAAUUCCUGUGGAUGCCUACAGAUGUUAAUUCCUGUGGAUGCCUGCAGAUGUUAAUCCCUGUGGCUGCCUGAAGAUGUUUAAUUCCUGUGGAUGCCUGCAGAUGUUAAUUCCUGUGGAUGCCUACAGAUGUUAAUUCCAAACAAAUAGUAUCUCUAUAGUACUUUAGAUGCCUGCAGAUGUUAAUCCCUGUGGAUGCCUGAAGAUGUUUAAUUCCUGUGGAUGCCUGCAGAUGUUAAUUCCUGUGGAUGCCUGCAGAUGUUAAUUCCUGUGGAUGCCUACAGAUGUUAAUUCCUGUGGAUGCCUGCAGAUGUUAAUUCCUGCGUAUGCCUGCAGAUGUUAAUUCCUGUGGAUGCCUACAGAUGUUAAUUCCUGUGGAUGCCUGCAGAUGUUAAUUCCUGUGGAUGCCUACAGAUGUUAAUUCCUGUGGAUGCCUGCAGAUGUUAAUCCCUGUGGCUGCCUGAAGAUGUUUAAUUCCUGUGGAUGCCUGCAGAUGUUAAUUCCUGUGGAUGCCUACAGAUGUUAAUUCCAAACAAAUAGUAUCUCUAUAGUACUUUAGAUGC